Messenger RNA from Aspergillus heteromorphus CBS 117.55, 963 nucleotides. RefSeq names its product NAD(P)-binding protein. The transcript is spliced from 3 exons. Bases 1 to 963 code for a protein of 320 amino acids. Lineage: Eukaryota; Fungi; Ascomycota; Eurotiomycetes; Eurotiales; Aspergillaceae. The record is from RefSeq and is a predicted model, not a curated record.
AUGUCCAACCUGUCCAACCUGCUCAUCUUCGGGGCCACCGGCACCAUCGGCCGCUACAUCACCGACGCCAUCGUGGCGGCGCGUCCCUCGUUCGGCCGCAUCGCCAUCUUCACCAGCCCCAACACCCUCCACUCCAAGCCCGACCAGCUGGACGCCCUCCGGCGCCAGGGGGUCGAUAUCCUCGUGGGCGAUUUGACCAACCGCGAGGAAGUCCGGCGGGCGUACGAAGGCAUCGACACGGUGGUGUCGGCCCUCGGUCGUGGCGCCAUCGCAGCCCAGAUUCCCCUCAUCCAGCUGGCGAACGAGACCCCCCACAUCCACCGCUUCCUCCCCUCCGAGUACGGCACCGACAUCGAAUACGGCCCGGCCUCGGUGCACGAGCGGCCGCACCAGCAGAAACUCCUGGUGCGCGCCGCCCUGAAGGAGGUGCGUCCGUCGCUGGAAUACGCCUACGUGGUGACGGGGCCCUACGCCGACUUCCCCUUCUACCUCGGCCGCUCCACCCGGUGCCCCCAGGCCGGCACCUUUGAUGCCCUCGCCAAGCAGGCCGUCCUGCUCGGCGAUGGCACUGGCCGGGUGAGCCUGAGUGCCUGCGACGAUGUUGGCCAGUUCGUCGUCCACGCCCUCACCCACUGGGACGGAGCCCGCAAUCGCGCCCUCAAGCUCAACUCGUUCACCACCACCCCGGCCGACAUCCUGGCCGAGUUCGAGGCGCAGACGGGCGCCCAGUGGACGGUCGAGUACACCUCCCUCGACCAGCUACGGUCGCUGGAGCGGGAGGCGUGGGCCAAGGAGGCCCCCGAGGCGACGGGCUGCACGCUGCGGCGCAUCUGGACCGAAGGGGGCACCCUCUACGACCGCCGCGACAACGAGGACAUCGGCGUCACCGAGACCAAGACCCUGGGCGAGCUGGUGACGGGCUCCAUCCGGUCCCAGGUGGAGGGCGUCCCCUCCCGGCAUUGA